Pestalotiopsis fici W106-1 is the source of this 1242-nucleotide messenger RNA. RefSeq lists its product as uncharacterized. Gene Ontology annotation, biological process: defense response. Gene Ontology annotation, cellular component: extracellular region. NCBI's taxonomy places the organism in Eukaryota, Fungi, Ascomycota, Sordariomycetes, Amphisphaeriales, Sporocadaceae. Bases 1 to 1242 code for a protein of 413 amino acids. The transcript has 2 exons. The record is from RefSeq and is a predicted model, not a curated record.
AUGUCGCGCGACUCGAGAUCGCGCCGUACGGCGGCUUCCUCUGGGAGAAAACCGCUCUUUGCUGCGGCCCUGCUGUUAUUAUCCGAGGCGCAAGUCGCCCGCGCAGUCGUGUAUCCCAGCUUCCACGAAUUGUUCAAGUUCGACUAUCUCCACCCACGACCAGAAGCUGCUCCUAUAGAUGGUGUAUCCAGGCGCACCGUGUCAAAGCGUGAGAACCCUAUACCUCUUAUCGUCACCAACAAUUGCGGCGAUACCAUCUGGCCUGGCAUUGCUACUCAAGCCGGUGAUGGUCCUGAAUCCAGCGGUUUUGAGCUGGGGCCUGGCGAAACAAGAGACCUGACCGUGGGACCAACAUGGAAUGGUCGCGUCUGGGGCAGGACAAAUUGCACAGUUAGUAAUGAAACUGCAACUUGUCUGACGGGCGACUGCUUUGGGCUGCUGGAAUGCGACUAUAGUGGAGCCGCUCCAGCCACGCUCGCAGAGUUCAAUCUUGCUGGUGGCCAGACAGGCCUCCAAACCUUUUACGACAUUUCUCUGGUUGACGGCUACAACUUACCACUUGGUGUCGUCUACCAACCAGCCAGUAAUACCAGCGAUAUACCUCCAAACUUUGUCAACGCUGCUUGCAUAGCGACCCCGGGGUAUCUCAUGUCACCUAAUAGAACUGGGUACUACUACACCAACUCGAGUUAUCCCAUGCCCUACGAGGAUACCCAAACAAACGCCGGUAUUACUAAUUGGUGCCCCUGGGAUCUUCAGGCAUUUCCGCCAGACAAGCCCGGCGAUGGUAUCUACCCAUACCCGGAUGACCAGAUCGAGCGACCAACUUUUGACCCGUGCAAGAGUGCCUGUGCCGCCACGAAUGCGGCAAGUGACUGCUGCACAGGAGAUUACAAUGAUCCAACCAAGUGCAAGCGGAACUUGUACGCAAAAAAUGCAAAGGCGGUAUGCCCAGAUGCGUACAGCUUUGCCUAUGACGACCAGACCUCGACCUUUAUCAUACCGAGUGGUGGAGGCUGGGAAGUGGUCUUUUGCCCAGAGGGACGCAGCACAAACAUUCUCGAGACGUACGGUGAUCAGAUCUCAGCAUUAGCAGCCGGAGGAGUCGUGACCGAGGAGAUGACGCAGAUCGCUAUGAACAUUAGCUACAUCGAAUCGAUCUCUGGUACUCCUGCGGUCCUGGCCAGUCCGGUGUUGUUGGUUGCACUUGCGAGUGCGCUAGCUAUUCUGGCAAUACUCUAG